AUGUUUUACGGUCAUUAUUGUGGUGCUUGGAUCAUUAAAGUUCUAGAACCCAAGAUCCCUUUAUGGGUUUUAAUGGUCGCAGUUCAGUUCAUCGAUUUCAUAUUCUGUUUAUUUAUUUUAUUUGAUAUAGAAGAAGUUCGUAUUACUCGUGGAUUUACAAAAUCAAAUGACUUGGAGCUAAUUUAUAUUCCAUACACUCAUUCUUUAAUUGCUGUGAUUGGAUGGAGUAUAUUAUACGGAGUGUGGUAUAAAAUUUCUAGAUAUGAUGGCGGUAAUCGUGCUGCGUUCUUAGUAGGAUUGGCUGUGCUCUCUCAUUGGUUUGAAGAUUUAUUGGUUCAUAAAGAAGAUUUGCCAUUGACUUUUUAUGAUACUCAAACAAAGUAUGGAUUUGGAUUAUGGAAUAUUCCAAUAGUACAUUAUCCACUUGAAUUUUUAUUAUUCUUUGGUUCAUAUUAUUAUUAUGUGAAAAAUACUGAAGUGCACCCUUCUAAAAUUCAAAUUACACGUUAUACGGAUAAAGGUUUUAAUAAUAGUAACUAUAUACAAUCAUCACGAGAUGAUCAAGCAAGUAAAUGGGUAAAAAUAUUAUUGAUAUAUUCUCUAUGUACAUAUAUCCCUAGUGAACUUAUCUCCGCUCCUGAAAAUUGUAAAUUGUUGGUUAUUAUUAUGCUUAUUUUAUAUGUUAUCAUGGCUAUUUUAGCUCAUCGUUUAGACAAAGUUAGAGUUACUAGACAUAAUAAUCGUAUAAGUGAUAAACUAAAAUUAUUAAAUGAAUAA
Rhizophagus irregularis DAOM 181602=DAOM 197198 is the source of this 777-nucleotide messenger RNA. RefSeq lists its product as uncharacterized. The record is from RefSeq and is a predicted model, not a curated record. NCBI's taxonomy places the organism in Eukaryota, Fungi, Glomeromycota, Glomeromycetes, Glomerales, Glomeraceae.